GUGCUGUACGAAGUUUCUGGCAAGAAUUUAAACAUAAAAGCUAUCUCAUCGUUUAAUCUAGUGUAGAAGAAUUUUUUCAUACGUUUUGGAUUUUCUGCUUCAAUCUGCUUUUUAUUUGCAUACUGCUACGGAGUUGCCUCUCCUGGCACUUUUGAAGUGGCGGUACGACAUGGCGGGAGUAACUGUUUGGUUCUAAAUAUUCUGGAUGUGAACGAAAACUGCCAUGUCCUCCAAGAAAAAGAGAAGUUUACCAUCUUGGAUGAAAAACCCAGGGACCUCUACACAGCAAAAUGUCUCCGCGUCAGUGUCGACGUCUCCCACUCUCACCAGCCCUAAAGUACUAUCUACACUGAGCCAUGCUAAUGGUGAAGACUCUGAUGCACCUGAGGACAAAGAUCUAAGAAAUUUCAAAGAUAUGAUAAGUGAUACUGAAGACAACAGCUCUAAUAACUUUAACCAAGAUAAUUCACCGCAUACCAGUGGUGCAAUCGUAGAAGACAAUCAUGACGAUGAAGGAACUUCCUCUCCUAAAAGAUCAGUCACACCUGACACAACUAGAACUACGGUGGCGGAUACUAUAAAUGAUCCCAUUCUAGUAACUAAUGGAAUGGCCUCACCACCUGCUACUCGAAAGUCCUGUUUCUAUGGGUCUUCCUGUUACAGGAAAAACCCUCAGCAUCGAAGAGACUUUGCCCAUCCAGGUGAUGCUGACUUCUCUGAUGCUGGCGGCUCAGCCACUUCUUCUACUGGUGGCUCACCUGCUAAUGACGUUCGGCCUUUGUGCGAGUAUGGUACAGCAUGUUACCGCAAGAACCCACAGCAUCGACGUGACUUUAGACAUGAUGCCCCUCACAAACGGAAAGCGCGGCCUUCUGAUUUACAAGACAUUCCAUCAGACCAUGAGGGGGAUUUCAACGAUAGCUUCAGCUCAGAGGAUUAUAAACCUGGGCAAGGCAGUGAGUCAGAUGACAGUUUUGUUACUUCAGACUCCAUGGGUAGUGGAGACAGUGAUUUCGAUCCUGAGGAUGAAGAGGAAAAUGAGAAGAAAGCCAAAAAGAGGAGGAAGAAAGACGAUAAUGCCAAAAAGAAAAGGGCCAAGAAAGACUGAAUUAUGAGCAGAACAAAUUUUUUACUGUCCUCGAAAGAUUUUAUGUUUUUUAUGUUAUUUCGAUUGUUAUGUCUUUUUUUAUCUGUCAGCAUUGUUUAUAUCAGUUCUAGAUUUUACUUUAUAAUGGAUAAUAAGUCAAAAUGAUUUAUAAAAAUAUAAAUAGGAAAAA
Molecule: messenger RNA, 1277 nt
Organism: Thrips palmi
Lineage: Eukaryota; Metazoa; Arthropoda; Insecta; Thysanoptera; Thripidae
Product: aprataxin and PNK-like factor
Exons: 4
Coding region: 224-1108 (294 amino acids)
Biological process (GO): double-strand break repair
Cellular component (GO): site of double-strand break; nucleus
Molecular function (GO): 3'-5' exonuclease activity; DNA-(apurinic or apyrimidinic site) endonuclease activity
Source: RefSeq, a predicted model, not a curated record